Messenger RNA from Arabis nemorensis, 2997 nucleotides. NCBI's taxonomy places the organism in Eukaryota, Viridiplantae, Streptophyta, Magnoliopsida, Brassicales, Brassicaceae. The record is from the annotation of a GenBank genome assembly.
AUGGAUGAUGAUGAUGAGGCAUACUCGUCUCUGGAUUACAAAACUCCUGUUGGUUCAAAGGUUCAUUGUGUAGAUGAUUUGGCUGACUCAACAUCGAGGAGUGAAACUUCAUUUGAAGCAAAGAACGAUAAUCUGCAGAACGAUAACAAAUGUGAAAUUCAAUCUAUACGUAGCUCAGGACCAAAUAGAGGAAAUGCCGAGGUUGGAACUUCGGGAAGGGUACAGAACGAGGCAUUGCCUUCCUGUUUUCCCGCAUUCCACGCAAGUGAACAAGGUCCAUGGUCUGCAAUGAUUUGCUAUGAAGCCUGUGUACGGUUAUGUAUCCGUUCAUGGGAAACAGAUUGUGUCAGUCAGGCUUCAUACUUUCUCAACAACGAUUGUGUUUUAAUGCGAAAUGCAUUUGGUUUGCAGAACUUCUUCCUUCAGUCUGAAGAAGAACUACUGGCUAAUAGACCUUGUAUCUUGGUUACCGAGACAACUGCUCCAAAAUUCAAGAGAAGUGUUGGAAAAAUUGAACUCGAAGUAUGUAGUUUUACAGUUGGUAGGAUCAAAAUGGGAUCAGAUCCACUACCUGGUUGCAAUAUUUCAUCACUGAAGCCUGAAAUUGUUAAUCGGCAAAUCGCGGAGCUGAAUGCUACUUUGUUUUCUGGAUGGAAAGCAGUAAAGAGAAUUCAUGUUGCUCCUCAAGUUCCUUUGAAUGGUUCACUUUCGCGGAAAAGUUUGGCGUAUUUGCGCGCAUGUGCUCGCUACCUUAAACAGGUCUCCAAAGUCCUGAAAAAAGAAAUUGUUACAUCUCACACUGGACCACGUUCUGUAAAAGCAUUACAAGAAAAGUUUUCAUGUUCAUUGAGGCUAAAGAGCUCUGCCGAGGAGGAUCAUAUCAAAACACAACCUGAAUCUGGCGAAACAUUUGUAUUCUUACCGGAUAAUAUUGGUGAUGAUCUGAUCGUCGAAGUUCGGGAUUCAAAGGGGCAGUUUUGUGGUCGUGUCUUAGCUCAACUAGCGGCUAUAGUUGAUGAACCGAACCAGAAGCUUAAAUGGUGGGCAAUAUAUCAUGAACCAGAGCAUGAACGUAUUGGGAGAAUACAACUUCAUAUAAACUACUCAAGCAGCUUAGAUGAAAAAACUAAGUGUGGAUUGGUUGCAGAAACUUCAGCAUAUGAUUUGGUCUUGGAAGUGGCUAUGAAAGCCGAGCGAUUUCAGCGCCGGAAAUUGUUGAUUAAAGGGCCAUGGCACUGGAUGGUAACACAAUUUGCAUCUUAUUACGGGAUUUCGGAUGGAUAUACAAAAUUAAGAUAUCUUUCAUAUGUCAUGGAUGUCGCCUCACCUACCGAGGACUGCCUUGAUCUGAUAUAUGAUUUUCUCUACCCUGUUAUAGUGAAAGAAAAAUAUAAGGCUAUAUUGAGUCAUCAAGAGAAUCGCUUGCUUCGGGAAAUUGAUGAACAAGUUCAGCAGAUUCUUGCUUCGACGUUCGAGAAUUAUAAAUCUCUUGAUGAAUAUUGUUUUUCUGGAAUCAAAGAUGUUUUCGAGCCUCCUACCGGCACUCUGGCACCCGCUAUAGCACCAGCUAUCAAGCUUUAUGGUCUUCUUAAUGACGUGUUAAGCCCCGAGGCACAACUAAGACUUUGCAAAUACUUUCAGGCUGCUUCAAGAAAAAGGUCAAUAAGAUACUUACUGGAAACAAACGACGUACGUCACAAUCAUAUAGAGGGUGCACAAGUCACUCCUGACCAGGAGAUGAAGUUCUUAAUUUUGAGUUUUAAGAACGAAAUCUCAACUGAUAUAGCCAUUCAUAACUGCAAUGUGCUCCCAAGCUUUAUAGACCUUCCAAAUCUUUCGGCAGCAAUAUAUAGUAUGGAUCUAUUCAACAGACUAAAGGAAUAUCUUAUCGCUUGGCCUCCUCUUUCUCCAUCGCCUCCAGUUGUCGACCUUAUCAUUACGACUGCUGACUUUGAAGCCGAUCUCUCUCGUUGGAAUUCAAAUCCGAUCAAACGUGGUGUAAAUGCCAAAGAGCUUUUCCAUUCAUAUAUUACUACUUGGAUCGAAGAGAAAAGAAAUUCUCUAUAUGAAUUCUGCAAGACUGAGAUGGCAAAAGCAUGUAGUGAGAUUCAAGGCCUGACCUCUCCUUUUGUCGAUGAUAUGUAUGAGUUACUCAACGCAACACUUGAUGAUUUUGAUAUCAUCAUCAAGCGUUGGCCAGAAUAUGCAGCAUCCUUGGAGAAGGUUAUAGCGGAUGCGGAGAGGGCAUUAAUUGAAGCGUUGGAGAAGCAAUUUUCCGAAGUUCUAUCUCCGUUAAAGGAAAGCAAGAUAUUUCCCCUGAAAUACGUUCAAAGAUUGACCAAGACAGGCACAUCUAACCUCUAUUCUGUUCCAAAAGAGCUUGGAGUUCUUCUAAAUUCGAUGAAAAAAGUGCUUGACAAAUUACGGUCAAGUAUAGAGAACCGGUUCAAAGUGUGGAACUCUUAUUUCCCUGAUAAAGAAAGCAGAGUUUUGGGAGAGCGGCUGAGCGAAGUGACUGUGCUGUUAAGAUCCAAAUUCAGAAGUUACACGCAAGCGCUCGUGGAGAAACUUGCCGACAAUAUGAGAAUUCAAAGUCACAUGAGGAUUAAGAACAUCAUCCACGACCUAAGGGAAAAAACAGCAGAAUCAGAUGUUAGAAACAGAAUGCAGAGUUUGAAAGAUUUACUAGACAAGACUAUCGAGCACCUGCAUUGUGUUUUGUUACUCGAAGUGUUUGUCUUAAUAUGUAGAGGAAUCUGGGACAGAAUGGGACAGGAUGUGCUUCGGCUUUUGGAAGACAGGAAUGAGAAUGUAACUUGGCACAAAGGCCCGAGAAUCGCAGUUUCUGUUUUAGAUGAGAUAUUUGUGACUCAAAUGCAAAGCUUGCUCGGGAAUUCGGUAAAGGAAGAGAAUUUGGAGGUACCGAGAUCGAUGAUGGAGAUUCGGUAUAUGCUCUGUAAAGAUUCAGCUGACUUUAAGACAGGCUAUUACUACUGA